Cryptomeria japonica (Japanese cedar) is the source of this 1397-nucleotide messenger RNA. RefSeq lists its product as uncharacterized. NCBI's taxonomy places the organism in Eukaryota, Viridiplantae, Streptophyta, Pinopsida, Cupressales, Cupressaceae. Gene Ontology annotation, biological process: rRNA 5'-end processing. The transcript has 10 exons. Bases 492 to 1094 code for a protein of 200 amino acids. The record is from RefSeq and is a predicted model, not a curated record.
UGCAGCUUUUGUACAUAACAAAACCCAACUAAAACCUCAAUUCGGGCCCAGAUAUUAACUUCGCUCAUUUUGCACUCCACUACGCUUGAUUCAACGCCUUUUUGCACUGGUCCCCUGAAGUGCCCAGUCACUAAGACGAGGAGAAAUAGAGCUUAAAAUCUUUCGGGGGCAUAUAUGUCAGUCGGCCAUUUAGUUCUGCUGGUUUCAUUUGCCCUGUGGAGACGUUAAUAAGUAUAGCAGAUCAAAUGGAUUAUCAAUCAUCUACUUUGCUGUUUCAUUUCCAGAAUUUUGGUAAUCUUGUUAUCUUCUAAAUUCCGGAAACUGUACUUCCUGAUUUUGUUUCUCUUAGAAAGGUUUGGGCCUGCCAAGGGCCCUAACAAACCUGUUGGGUGGCAUAAAAUUCCAUCAAACUCACCAGUGAACCGCAUUGCCAUUUACUACUUCAAGGACUUGAAUCAUAUUGUCAGUGGAUGAAAGAGUGAAAAGAAAGAAUGAAAUAUGUUAAGCAUCUGGAAUUGUUUCAAAUUCUUUUAAAGAAAGAUAAGCCACAAACAGGUCGGUUGUUAGGAAUGGAUGUUGGUGAGCGAUUUGUUGGCCUUGCUGUUUCAGAUGCCUCAAAUGAAAUUGCAUCACCUCAUAGUGUGCUGAUACGGACGCGGUCAGAUGUUAACUCAAUUGCAGACAACUUGCAAGAGUUGCACUUGGUGACGACUUUGACGGUUGGUGCUAGGCAAUUUGAUGUGUAUUCUGAUGUCGCCAGUAAGUUCAGAUGGAUUAAGGUGGAUCAAUUCUCUUUGGUUGGGUUUGUUAUUGGAUAUCCAUUUCCUAUGUAUAGAUUUCAAUCCACACAGGCAUUCCAAGUGAAGCAAUUUGUGGACCAACUUAAGAAGAUUUCUAGAUUUGAAGGUUUGGUCUAUACAUACUGGGAUGAAAGAUUCACGACAAAGGCAGUGGAGUCUAUGUUGAAGCCUUUGGACUUGCAUCCAUCACAUAUGAAACGAAUUUUGGAUAAAUUUGCUGCGGUUGGCAUUCUACAGGGUUGUCUGGACGAUUUUCAACGGCAGGUAAAGUGUUGUGUAGAGCCUGAUUCAUGAAAGUCAUUAUGCAAGCUUCCAUUACAGGGUGUUUCCUCUUCACUUAUAUUCAACUCUAAACCUUUGAAACAUUAACACUACCGGAUUUCCCCAUUUGCCAAUGUCCAUUCACUUUGUAUUUGUAAUAAUGGGGUUUUCGUUUGAAAGCAAUUGGCAGAAAAUUAAUUCUUAAAUUGUGUACAUAAAAGUAAUCUGUUGCUGAGUGAAAACAUGCUAUCCAUGGAUUUGCUAUGCCAAGAUCGUAGUAUUAGCUUAUUAGCAUAUUCCUAUAUAUUAUUAUACUAAUGUAUAUUGCCUUCUAUA